Molecule: messenger RNA, 1532 nt
Organism: Cynoglossus semilaevis (tongue sole)
Lineage: Eukaryota; Metazoa; Chordata; Actinopteri; Pleuronectiformes; Cynoglossidae
Gene: myd88
Product: MYD88 innate immune signal transduction adaptor
Biological process (GO): defense response to Gram-positive bacterium; innate immune response; MyD88-dependent toll-like receptor signaling pathway
Cellular component (GO): plasma membrane
Molecular function (GO): Toll-like receptor binding; TIR domain binding
Source: RefSeq, marked provisional
AAAACGUCGUUCCCCAACGUCAUUUCCGUGUCCAGUCAUCAAGCGUUCACAGCAGCUCUCUCCUGAACAAUGUUUAUUUAGUUAUCAGUUAAACAUACAGGUGAGACUACAAAGUUCUAACAUGGCGAGUUUCGUUCCUAAAAUGGACCUGGACUCGGUUCCUCUGACGGCUCUGAACGUGACGGUGAGGAAGAAGCUCGGACUUUACCUGAACCCCAAAAACACCGUCGCCGCGGACUGGACAGCUGUGGCUGAAGCCAUGGACUUUACCUACCUGGAGAUCAAGAACUAUGAGACCGUAAGGAGUCCCAUGGCAGGGGUUCUGGACGAGUGGCAGGCCCGAAAUAAAGAUGCCAGCGUGGGGAAGCUACUGUCGAUCCUGUUGAAGUUGGAGAGGGACGAUGUUGUGGAGGACCUUCGUCCGCUUAUUGAUGAGGAUGUCAGAAGAUACCGUGAGAAGAUGGCAGAACGUCCACUGCAGGUUCCUGAAGUGGACAGCUGUGUCCCCCGCACUCCUGAGAUGAGUGGCAUCACGCUGGAGGACGACCCUGAUGGGACUCCAGAGAAGUUUGACGCCUUCAUCUGUUACUGCCAUAGUGACUUGGAGUUUGUCCAUGAAAUGAUCCGACAGUUGGAAAACAGCAACUACAAGCUGAAACUUUGUGUGUUUGACAGAGACGUCCUGCCAGGGUCCUGUGUGUGGACCAUCACGAGUGAACUCAUUGAGCAAAGGUGUAGGAGGAUGGUGGUGGUGAUUUCUGAUGAAUACCUUGACAGUGAAGCCUGUGACUUUCAGACCAAGUUCGCCCUCAGCCUUGGUCCUGGAGCCGAGAAGAAACGUCUCAUUCCAGUGGUUUAUAAACCAAUGAAGAAGCCAUUCCCCAGAAUCUUGCGCUACAUCACCGUGUGUGACUACACCCGACAGUCCACACAGGCCUGGUUCUGGGAUCGUCUGGCAAAAUCUCUGUCGCUCCCUUAAUCAACCGACCAAGAGGCCUUUUUCCUGUCCAAUCACAUGACAGGAUAUUAUCACUUGUGAUGUCCUUGUCCUGCUGGCCUCCUCUGUCUGUGAUGGUUUGUGUGGUAUAAGCUGCGUUCUACCGUUUUUAUCUAUAUGCAGUAUUGAUUUUUGUACAUUAAUUAUUGCAAAGGUAAGUUGUCUGAGAUUAUACAGCACACAGCACUGUUUUUGUUUUAUUGCUACAUAUGUCUGUAUGCCACCACCUAUGAUUGUGGUUUGUACAUACACCUUGUAAAAAAUGUUUUUAAUGUCCUGUUUCACUUCCUGUCAUGAGUCUAUAUUUUAGAUGAGAUUGAAGUCUGAAGAGGAAGUCACGGUGUGGUUGGUCAGUGUGGUCAAAUUUCCUCAUGUUUUAUGUGUUCAGUGUUACUGUCGUUUACCUUUCUGUCUCAUUCUGUGUCACCACAGUGCCUUCACUUUUUAAAUGUUUUCUAGUCUUGAGAACAGUUUUUCUUUUUAAGAAAACGUUUUGUACAUUAUUGAAUUGAUUAAAUUACUUUUUAAAAAUAAA